Molecule: messenger RNA, 1373 nt
Organism: Ictalurus furcatus (blue catfish)
Lineage: Eukaryota; Metazoa; Chordata; Actinopteri; Siluriformes; Ictaluridae
Product: lipopolysaccharide-induced tumor necrosis factor-alpha factor homolog
Exons: 5
Coding region: 113-607 (164 amino acids)
Molecular function (GO): zinc ion binding
Source: RefSeq, a predicted model, not a curated record
CAGUGAGAGGAUCAACAUGAGAGCAAGAGAUAAAAGUAAAUCGUCGAGGAAGAAUGACACGCUGGAGGAGUAAAAAAAAAAGAAAAGAAGACAAAAGAAAAGUGCGGCGUAAAUGGAUUUUCCUGAAGCCACUGUUUCUGCAGUUGCUUUCACGCCUCCACUGCCCUCAUAUACUGAAGCUAUUCAGAGUCCACAAUCUUUAACACCACCUCCUACUUAUGGGGAAGCAGUGGGUGUCCCGCCUCUGCAGUUGAACAACACCAUGUCUCCUUAUCCUAUCCUCAGCAUUCCCACAGAGGUCACGCCCGUACAUCAAACACAGCAAGUGUUUGCUCAGCCUUCACCCCAUCAGGUAAAUCCACCGCAGCUGUUGGGUGGAAGACUGGGUGAUGCUCCCACUGUGAUUAUUUGCCCGCACUGCCAUCACCAAAUUACCACCAGUGUGCUUUAUAAACCCGGAUGUGCAGCAUGGGGCAUGUGCUGUCUGCUUACACUUCUGGGGCUCAUCUGUGGAUGCUGCUUGAUUCCCUGCUGCAUUCAAGCAUUCCAGGAUGUUCAUCAUUCAUGUCCUGACUGUAAAAGAUUCUUAGGGACAUAUGUUCGCUAACACACACACACACACACACACACACACACACACACAUGACUAUAAUAUAAAUAAUAUAUAUAUAUAUAUAUUAUAAACUAUAAUAUAUAAAUAUUUUGGAUCAUGGUAUGAUCUGUAUGAACACUAAAUUGAUAAAUGUGACGCGCUCAUGCAUUCUGAGUGGAUGUAGACAGCAGAAGCGUUUGAUGAAUUAAUAGGCGCAGAAACUAAAAUGAAUCUAAUCAAUACCCAGAAUAUGAAUUCUUGUAUAUUAUUAAAUAAUGAGCCUCGGUUGGAUUUGGGUAUUUACAGAGUGAUGGACCGAGGUGAACUUACUGUAUUAAUAACACACUUCUCACACUGCAUUGUGACUUCUGUCUGAAGCAUCUGCUAUAUAAAGCUCACUCGUUUUACUCCAGCCUGUACAUUUCUUUACUGUAGAUGUCACUUCCUGUAUAGAUUUCAUUGUGUUUCUGCAGUAAAUGGUGUUUUUUGUAUAUGAAACAUGAAUGUGUGCAGUUUUUAUUGUACAGUGUCUAGGCUGUAAUGGUGCAAGUCUUGAUUACUCACUAACUCACUGCUUCUACACUACAUACCCUGAAAAUGACCCAAAAUGACUUUACAGGACGAGUACAGGAAAAUACCUUUUAACAUGACCUCAACAUGCAAUAUCACAGAAAAUAAAGAAAGAAUUUCAUUAGAUUAAAUAUUAAAUAUUACAUGAAAUUGUCUCUGUCACUAUAAGCAAGUGUUUACUUCCAUGACUAUGCAGUAGCUUACCAGGAUU